GAACGCGACUGUAAAUUGGUAGUUGCUAUAUUUCAACUUUACUAUAAGGUGGGUAUUUUGCGUCCAUGUGACUUGUGCAGUGCAAACCUCGUAAUAUGGCACCAUUUAUUUUCUAAUUUUUUCCCCACAUUGUUCACCAAGAGAUUGUCCAAUCAUGAACAAAACAGUAAAUGACUGCAGUGUACCUUCGUAUAAUUCCCUAAAAACUUCCUACUGUACGGUGUCGUUCACUGAGACAUACGUAUGUCGUUCACUGGUUUGCAAGAUAAUGUCGCAAUCAACGAUUUGGCUGAGUAUCUUAUUUUUUCUAUUAAUGGUGACUCUCGGAUCGACUUUUCACUGUCAGAACAUACCCCUAAGUGGAAUGGAGGGACCACGUACUCCUUUAGAGGAGGAAUUCCGAAUCGUCAUGAGUAAUAUAAAUCGAACGGAUACCUUCACAAAAUACAUGCCAAACACAAAAUAUAUGCUAACUAUCGAAGGGGGAGAAAAUCAGGACCCGCAGCGGAAAUUUAUGAGUUUUUUCAUAAUGGUAGCAAGUGAAAACGAGACUUUGGAUAGCGGCAGUUUAGCAGUCAUUGACGAUACAUUAUCGAAAUAUUCUGAAAAAUGUGAAAAUGCUAUUAUCGAAACAGCAAAGUUGCCAAAAGAAAGUGUUUCCGUGAUUUGGAAUAGUCCAGUCGAAGAUAGCGGCUGCGUGAGAAUCAGGGCCCUGGUAAUAGAGACACCGGAGACAUGGUACAUAGAAGAUGACGAUGGAAAUGAUCAGCUAUCUGUGCGAAUGUGUCCCAACCCAAAAGCAGAAGAGGACGAUCAAGGAGAAAUACUUUCCGAGUGUUGUGCCUGCGAUGAAGCCAAGUACGAAGUAUCUUUUGAAGGUCUUUGGUCAAGAAAUACUCAUCCGAAGGAUUUUCCUAGCAAAGCUUGGCUUGCCCGAUUCUCGGACGUAAUUGGCGCUUCACAUACACAGAACUAUCGUUUCUGGAAUUAUAGUGGAAUGGCGAGUGUGGGAUUAAAACAAGUUGCAGAACAUGGCUCGACUCGAGUACUUGAAUCUGAACUGAAGAGUCAGAGCGAACACAUUAGGACUAUCAUCAAAGCGAGGGGCAUCAGCUAUCCUAAUGUAACUGGAAAAACCUUUGCGGUAUUUCGAGUAGACAGGAAACAUCAUCUUAUGUCACUAGUCUCUAUGAUUGAUCCUUCGCCAGACUGGUUCGUAGGAGUUUCCGGUCUCGAACUUUGCCUUCCGAACUGUUCCUGGAUAGAGCACAAACAGUUUAAUUUGUACCCGUAUGAUGCGGGGACGGAUGAAGGAAUCACUUAUAUAGCUGAAGACGUGCCGACAGAUCCCCAAGAACCAAUCCGUCGUAUCACUACGUCGUAUCCGAAUGACAGUAGAUCGCCGUUUUAUGAUCCGUUUAAUAAUGACAUGAAGCCAAUGGCAAAGCUUUAUAUAAAUCGACAAAGAAUUUAUGAAAAAGUCUGCGAAGAAAUGCCUGAAGGUCGCUCAAACUCAGGUGGUCACAAUAUUGAACAUAAAAAAAAAGAUAGACAAUCUGUAUCCAAGGCUUGCAAAAUGACAAAAUGGGGUAAAUGGAGUCCCUGCUCCGUAACUUGUGGUCAAGGCUACAAACUAAGGCAAAGAAGCUUCGAAGACGACUGGGCUGCCCAUACACACAAAUGUAAUAUGAGUCUAUCAGACAGGCAACAAUGCUUCGGUAUAGUUGGUGAAUGCGAACCAUCAGAAAGCCGUAAGAACUGUGAACUGGAACCAUGGAGUUCCUGGAGUGAGUGUUCGGCAACUUGUGCGCCGGCAGUAAAAACUCGAUCCCGCAUCUACAAACACAAACAGCAUGCAAAAUAUUGCAGAAUUGGGCCUAGAGCACCAGAAUUGCAGCAAACACAGCCAUGCGAGCUCGAACCUUGUCAGGACUGUGAGGGCGAAAAUUGUGAGGAGGUAAGCACAGUUAUCGAAGCUCCAGAAAACGAGACUGAUGAAACUGCACCUGAAAAUUAUGAUGAUGAUGUGGAGGAGGAUAAUGGAGGCGAGGAAUUGGAAGAGGAAGUGGAAGUAACCGAGGAAUGGUUAGAGAAAUGUCCAAAAUCUCGUUUCUCCGACUGGUCGAAUUGGUCUCCAUGCAGUUCAAGUUGUGGGCCAGGAAUGAAACUACGUUCCCGUCGAAUAGAAAAAAAUUGGAAUGGUGUAGGAGAAGACUGGGAGGAAGACGACGAAAGCCUGGAAGAAUGUAAAGUUCAGCAGGCGACGUGCACAGCAAACAUAGUCAGCUGCAACUUCACCAAAGAAGAUGCUCAAGAAAUCUGCACCGAACCCAAGGACAAAGGGAAAUGUAGUGCCAACAUCAUUCGCUUUUAUUACGACCAGGAGGCGAAGGCUUGCAAGCACUUCAGUUACACCGGGUGCGAGGGGAACAGAAAUAACUUCCCAACCGCGAAAGAUUGCAGUGACCUUUGCAGUGGCAUAGAAACGGAUGGACGAAAGAACCAUUCAAACUCAACUAAAAAGUUUGAAGUUUCGAUCAGCAGCGUACUCAGCUAUCACGUUCCAGUUCAGGAGCAACGCAGCGCCAAAACAAAACGCGCAAGAUCUGGUAUGGUAGAAACAACACCGGAAGCAGAGUUCAACGGAAUACAAACUGGAAGUCAGACAAUUGAUUCCACAGAAGAGUAUCGAGGAAAAGUCGACUGCGAAUUUACGGAUUGGUCCAAAUGGUCCGAAUGCAUGGAUUGUAAUGAUUAUACAUACAGUAUUCGUGAGAUAACGAUAAGACCACAAAAUGGUGGUAAAAAUUGUCCGAAAAAGCUGUUAAGAAAGAAAAAGUGUCGCAAAAUGCCUACUUGCAAUUUGAAGAGGGAUAGCAGUCUUCGUCGAAGAAGUAGAGACUGGGACUCCGUAUCAAAUGAUUACGAGAAUCUUUCAGAGGCUUCCGUCGACUGUGAAAUGACAACAUGGUCCUCGUGGUCUCGCUGCACUGCUACUUGUGGAGAAUCUUUGCAGCAUCGAACCAGAACAUUUCGAGUGAAGCCCCGAAGACAUGGAAGAUUGUGUCCUCCGCUCGCCGAAUUUCGUGAAUGUACGGUGCCCGAAUGUUACUAAAAAUCUCAAAAGUAGAGAUAGUUUUUUAGGAACUCGAAAUCGAAACUUCAAAAGCAGGCUAAUCUUAUUCCAAUCAGCAGUUUUUAAUGCAGAACGUAAAAGAAGACUUCCUUCAUAGUCAGAUUAUCAAAAAUCUGUUUUCAGUGUUCUUGAUUCAUUUUUGCAAUCAAGGUUCGGUGAUGUUUUAAAAUAUCAAAAAUCGUAAUAUUGUUAGAAGUAGAAUUUAGUCCAUUAAAAUCCAUGAUUAUAAACUUUAUCGUGGUAACAAACAAAAUAUGCUCUGAAACAUAGAAUCUUCAUAUUGUCAUAAAUCAAAUACCUGAAUAGUUAUUAUUAUUUGGUAAAGAAUUUUGCAGAUUUUGUAAGACCUUUCACUACGUACGCACAUUCGACCCAGGUAAUAACUUCUUUCUUUUCCAGAUUUUGUAAAUUAUAAUAUAGUUCUAUCAGAAUUCAUGAAGAGAUUUUAACGAGUUUGAAAAUUAUAAAAGAUUCAAGAGUUUUAGAAUAAUAUUCGGCAGAUAAUAAAAGGUUCGAAUGUGUCUGAACAUAUAUUAGGCAGUUUGUACAGAUUUUAGAUUUCUAUAACAAACAUCAAUAAAAUACCACUAGAAUUAUUAUAAUAAGAGAAGACAAUCCGCCUUGACUACUUGUAUUAUAUAAUUAAAAUAUUAAAGGUUUAUCUUUUAUAUAAAGAACUCAAAAUUAGUUUUUACUAAUUUCGCUGCAUUAAUUUAUGUAAGAAUGCUCUUACUUUUCUCUAUGAACACAAACAUAUCGCAUAAUUUACAUAAAUUAAAAUACUCAUGACAUGUAAAAAAUGCCAAAGAAAGUAAAAUUUAGAAUAAGUUUCUUGAAUCAAUAGACAUGUUUUAUUACUUUUUAAUGUAGAAAACUAGAUCUCUCAAUUGCACUAAAUAUCGGUAUAUAUGCUAAUGUUACAGGCAAAGUCCGAUUCGCCGUCACACUGCAGUCUGCCUAGUCCCUCCGCGAAUUGACUGAGCAGUGUCAGGGAAAGUCCGAAGUAGCACUUUCACUUCGGACUCUGUAUAAUCAAAUCGCGAAGUGCCCGACAAGCUCAGGCAAAGUAGCUGCACAGUAGGCUGACUCGAGAAUGUACCAUUCAAAAGAGUCUACAGGUCAAAAUUGUGACCGGGUAUGAAAGUUUUUUUUUUUUUUUAGAAAUGAUCAGCAUUAAAUUUGUAAGAAAACUGAUUGAUUAUAUUAAUCAGUUUUUGUUUC
This is a messenger RNA of Belonocnema kinseyi, 4357 nucleotides long. RefSeq names its product spondin-1-like. Gene Ontology annotation, molecular function: serine-type endopeptidase inhibitor activity. Gene Ontology annotation, biological process: cell adhesion. The coding region runs from base 155 to 3115 and encodes 986 amino acids. NCBI's taxonomy places the organism in Eukaryota, Metazoa, Arthropoda, Insecta, Hymenoptera, Cynipidae. Gene Ontology annotation, cellular component: extracellular matrix. The record is from RefSeq and is a predicted model, not a curated record. The transcript has 18 exons.